Molecule: messenger RNA, 1160 nt
Organism: Musa acuminata subsp. malaccensis (wild Malaysian banana)
Lineage: Eukaryota; Viridiplantae; Streptophyta; Magnoliopsida; Zingiberales; Musaceae
Product: ras-related protein RGP1
Biological process (GO): vesicle-mediated transport
Cellular component (GO): endosome
Molecular function (GO): GTP binding; GTPase activity
Source: RefSeq, a predicted model, not a curated record
CCCCCCCCCCCCCGAACAAACCCAGACCUAACCGAUUCCGUUUCCUGGUUUGUUUGGCGCCUGAAGAGAGAAUCAUAAUUUAUAUUGGUAGAUCGAGAGAGAUUCUUCUCUUCUUCGUCGUCGUCGUCCUCGUCCUCGUCUUCUUCUAUCCGAUCUCUCGUCUUCUGAUUCUGCCUCGUCGUGGUGGCGGUCGUCGUCGUCGCCGCGAUCCGUUCGCCCUCGAUUGAUUGAUUGAUUCCGUUGGGACCAAGAUUGAGAUCGGGAUCGAUAGAGAGAGACAGAGAGGAUGUCUUCGGGGAAUAGCAGGUACGGGGAGUUCAACCAGAGGAUCGACUACGUGUUCAAGGUGGUGCUGAUCGGGGACUCCGCGGUGGGCAAGUCGCAGCUGCUCGCCCGCUUCGCCCGCAACGAGUUCAGCGUCGACUCCAAGGCCACCAUCGGCGUCGAGUUCCAGACACGCACCCUCAACAUCGACGACAAGACCAUCAAGGCCCAGAUCUGGGACACUGCCGGCCAGGAGAGGUACCGGGCCGUAACAAGUGCAUACUACAGAGGCGCAGUGGGGGCAAUGUUGGUUUAUGACAUAACGAAACGUCAAACGUUUGACCAUGUGGCAAGAUGGCUGGAUGAACUACGGGGACACGCUGAUAGAAACAUUGUAAUAAUGCUCAUUGGCAACAAAUCUGAUCUCGGAAGUCUUCGUGCAGUGCCCAUUGAGGAUGCCAAAGAAUUCGCCCAACGCGAGAAUCUCUUUUUCAUGGAGACCUCUGCUCUUGAGGCCACAAAUGUCGAGGGUGCCUUUGUGACUGUGCUCACUGAGAUAUAUCGGAUCACAAGCAAGAAAUCUCUUGUCGCCAAUGACCAAUCUGACUCUACUGGAAACUCAAGCUUGCUCAAAGGAACCCAGAUAGUAGUUCCAGGGCAGGAGCCUCCAAGUGAGAGUAAAUCCAUGUGUUGUGGGUAGACAUAGAUGGUGCAUUUUCUAUGGUUGCCUAUCAAUUUGAUUUGGAUAGGGUUUCUUCAUCUUCUUUUGUUUGACAUUUUUGAAUGUUGAUAUUCCUUUAGCGAUCAUAAGUAUGCAAUUCUUUUGAUUUUUAGUGUAUGUAAUUCCAUAGACACGUCAAAAGAUUUUAAUUAGCAUGAAACUUUGUUUUAGUUGA